Ricinus communis (castor bean) is the source of this 1224-nucleotide messenger RNA. Its product is annotated as protein EXORDIUM-like 2. The record is from RefSeq and is a predicted model, not a curated record. The transcript has a single exon. Lineage: Eukaryota; Viridiplantae; Streptophyta; Magnoliopsida; Malpighiales; Euphorbiaceae. The coding region runs from base 68 to 970 and encodes 300 amino acids.
CUCGCCCAUUCCCCACAAACCUUCUUCGACAUUCUAAGCCAUCUAUCCAUUCCAUUUGCCAUCACUCAUGGCUUCUAUUUACCAUUCUGCCACUCUCUGUGUCUUCUUGUUUUGCUGCUGCUGCUUUUCUAUUAAUCUAUCGCACUCGGCUUUAGUUCAAGAACAGCCACUGGUUCUGAAAUACCAUAACGGAGUUCUUUUAAAAGGAAACGUCACCGUUAAUCUCAUUUGGUACGGUCGUUUUACACCAACCCAACGCUCAAUAAUCACCGAUCUCAUAACCUCGUUGAGCUCCAGUAAAUCUCCGUUACCUUCCGCGUCAUCCUGGUGGAAAACAACUGAGAAGUACCGUGGAGGUUCAUGCAGUCUCAAAGUAGGUCAUCAAAUCCUUCACGAGCAAUACACUUUAGGGAAAACCUUGAAGACUUAUCAUCUACUCGCUUUAGCUUCAAAAGUUAAUUUUGCCAUGAACUCGAUCAACGUUGUUUUGACGUCAGACGACGUCGUUGUCGACGGUUUUUGCAUGAGUAGGUGCGGUACUCACGGGUCUUCUCGCGGGUCGGUGAAAGGUACUUAUAUUUGGGUCGGUAACUCCGUAACUCAGUGUCCGGGUCAAUGUGCUUGGCCUUUCCAUCAACCUAUUUAUGGCCCACAGACUCCGCCGUUAGCUGCACCUAACGGAGACGUUGGAAUCGACGGUAUGAUUAUAAAUUUAUCUACUCUGUUAGCUAACACCGUUACAAAUCCGUUCAACAGCGGGUAUUUUCAAGGUCCUGCUACUGCCCCACUCGAGGCGGUUUCAGCCUGCACUGGGAAAUUCGGGUCGGGUUCUUACCCAGGAUAUCCAGGUCGGGUUCUGGUGUACAAGGUGACGGGGGCAAGUUAUAAUGCGCAUGGUGUUAAUGGAAGGAAGUAUUUAUUACCGGCUAUGUGGGAUCCACAAACAAGUGCUUGUAAAACGUUGGUGUGAUUAUGACACGUGGCGUGGGGAAUGUUAAAGAUGGAGACGUGGUAAAAAUCUGUGUAUUGUGAUGUAGAUAUAUCUAUAUAAGAGGGGGCGGGUACUGGGAAAUGGGAAGGGAUAGCUUUCUUUUUUUUGGAUUUUUAUUUUUGUACGUUAUGCUUUGAUGCGGUUGUCGUUUUGCUUGAUGUAUAAAUUUGAAAGAAAAAAAGUGAAGGAAAUGGGUUAAAUUAUAUAAUAAUAAAGAAUUUAGUAUAAAUAAA